Messenger RNA from Phlebotomus papatasi, 1565 nucleotides. It is a transcript of the gene yip2, whose product is annotated as 3-ketoacyl-CoA thiolase, mitochondrial. Lineage: Eukaryota; Metazoa; Arthropoda; Insecta; Diptera; Psychodidae. Gene Ontology annotation, molecular function: acetyl-CoA C-acetyltransferase activity. Gene Ontology annotation, biological process: fatty acid beta-oxidation. Bases 154 to 1350 code for a protein of 398 amino acids. The record is from RefSeq and is a predicted model, not a curated record. The transcript is spliced from 7 exons.
AGGUGUGUGCGUGCGAAAGUGGACUUUGACGUAUCAUCAGUGGAGUUUGGACUCUGAUUGGAAGUUUGCAGUUCUCCGCGAAGUUUUGUGUGUUUUUUCUUAAUUUCUCUGUUUAUUAAAUUGUUUUUUUUUUGCAUAAAAUCCACCUCCGCAAUGUCUGCUGUUACCAAAGGAAUCUUCAUUGUAGCCGCCAAAAGGACAGCUUUUGGGACAUUUGGGGGUGCCUUCAAGAACACUACAAGUACCCAGCUUCAGACAGUGGCUGCCAAGGCUGCAAUUGAGGCUUCCGGACUCCAACCAACCCAGAUAGAUUCCGUUAACAUUGGCAACAUUCUAGCGGUCUCAUCCACAGAUGGAAUUUAUCUGCCACGUCACGUGCUCCUGAACUGUGGCAUUCCACAAGAUCGUCCAGCUCUGGGAGUUAAUCGGCUUUGCGGCUCUGGUUUCCAGGCUGUUGUCAAUGGGGCCCAGGACAUUCUCAUGGGAGCUGCAAAGGUAUCCCUGACGGGAGGAGUUGAGAAUAUGACACAGACUCCAUUUGUGGCUCGUGGGGCACGUUUUGGGAUUCCUCUGGGAACAAAUGGUGUCCUGGAGGAUGCUCUGUGGGCUGGCCUUACAGAUACUUACUGCAAACUCCCAAUGGCCCUAACAGCAGAAAAUCUUGCUGCUCAGUACAAGAUUCCACGGGAAACUGUGGACAAGUUUGCACUGAAGUCGCAGCAUAAUUGGAAAAAAGGUCAGGAUGAGGGUGCUUUUGCAGCUGAAAUUGCUCCAAUCAAGAUAAAAGUCAAAGGAAAGGAAGUUGAUUUCACCGUUGAUGAGCAUCCAAGACCACAAACAACUCUCGAAGGUUUGGCCAAAUUGCCGACGCUGUUUAAAAAAGAUGGCGUCGUAACGGCUGGAUCAGCUUCAGGAAUUUGCGAUGGUGGAGCUGCGGUUAUUGUUGCUUCUGAAGAUGCUGUCCGGGAAUACAAUUUGAAGCCAUUGGCUCGUCUUGUGGCAUAUUCGGCUGUUGGUGUUGCUCCAGAAAUUAUGGGAAUUGGUCCAGUUCCAGCUAUUCAGAAUGUGCUCAAAGUUACUGGACUUUCUCUCAAUGAUAUCGAUCUCAUUGAGAUCAACGAAGCAUUUGGUGUUCAAACUCUUGCCUGUGCUGAAGCUCUGAAGUUGGAUCAGAACAAACUCAAUGUCAAUGGUGGUGCUAUUGCACUUGGACAUCCUCUAGCGGCUUCUGGUGCCAGAAUAACUGGACACUUGGUACAUGAAUUGCGUCGCAAGAAGCUGAAGAGAGCCGUUGGAUCAGCUUGCAUUGGAGGUGGUCAGGGCAUUGCCCUUCUCCUAGAAGCUGUCUAGGAUGGAGAUUUUUAAGAGACUGCAAAAAUCACUGAACAAGAAAAACCACAAAAUUUCCCACAAAACUUCCUCAAAAGUUUGAGUUUUUUUAAUACACCACAAAACCUCAUAUCUAAGUCAACAUUUUCUAAUGAAUCGAAGCGGUGAUGUGAGAAAUAUUCCGGAUAGAAAUGCAAACAAGAGAUUAUGCAAUAAAUAAUUUUUGGGUAUAUGAA